AUUAACCUACCUAAAUGUUGCUCAAACUAGUAUGCCUUUUGAUUCCUUUUCGUUCUUGUUGCUAGCCAGUAGGAUUAUAUCUUUCAGCUUGUCUGUCUGUCUCUCUCUCUCUCUCUCUCUCUCUCUCUCUCUCUCUCUCUCUCUCUCUGUGUAUAUAUAUACACAUCUAAGGGUUUGGUUUUAGAUCAUACCAUCUCUUCUCAAGCAACAUUUCCUCCCCACAAAAGGGACUCAACAAAAUGGGCAUCUCAAGAGAUGUUAAAAUCGAAUCCAAGCCAGAAAGAAGGCUAGGAGGAAACAGAGCUGCAUUCUUUGUAUACGCUAUGGAGGGACUAGAAAACAUGGCAUUCGUCUGUAUGAUUGCGAGCCUGAUGACUUAUUUCUCUGGGUACAUGAACUUCAGCCUAACCAAAUCUGCCACUACACUUACCAACUUCGUUGGUACUUCUUUCUUAGUGGCGCUGUUUGGAGGGUUCAUAUGUGAUACCUAUUGGACAAGAUUCAAGACUUGUGUCUUGUUUGGAUGCGCGGAAUUCUUGGGAUAUGCCCUCCUGACGGUUCAAGCACACUUCCACCAACUAAGACCAAUUCCUUGCAAAGACGUUUCAUCUGAUCAGUGUGAGGCUGCUGAUGGUAGCCAAUCUGCAAUACUUUUCACCGGUCUGUACCUUAUUGCAUUUGGUACUAGUGGCAUCAAAGCAGCUCUGCCAUCUUUAGGAGCUGACCAAUUCGACGAGAACGACCCCAAGGAGGCAAUUCAAUUGUCUAGUUUCUUCAACUGGUUCUUGCUUAGCCUCACCAUUGGAGCUAUAAUAGGAGUCACUGUUAUUGUAUGGUUAAGUGCUAACCUAGGCUGGGAUUUGGGGUUUGGUGUGUGUGCCAUAGCAGUCUUUUUCGCCAUUAUCUUUGUAGGCAUGGGCAAGUCCUUGUAUCGGAACAAUGUACCCAAGGGAAGCCCCCUCGCACGCAUUGCACAGGUAUUUGUGGCUGCAAUCCGGAACCGCGACCUUCCAAUUCCAGAGAGGGCUGAAGAAUUACAUGAAAUUCAUGACAAAGAAGCGGGGGUGAAACAAGAAAUUCUUCCGAGGACUGGCCAAUUCAGGUUCUUGGACCGGGCAGCAAUCGCAAACACUACUGACUGUGCAUCAACAUCAAUCAACCAUGGACCUUGGAGGCUAUGCACAGUGACACAAGUUGAAGAAACAAAGAUCUUGCUUCGCAUGCUUCCAGUUAUACUUAGCACAGUUUUCAUGAACACAUGCUUAGCUCAGCUCCAAACUUUUUCGGUCCAACAAAGCACCACCAUGGACACAAACGUCUUUGGCUUUAAAGUCCCUGGCCCCUCACUACCAGUAAUCCCCCUACUAUUCAUGUUUGUUAUGAUCCCAAUAUACGAACGCUUCUUUGUACCACUUGCUCGAAAGAUCACAGGGAUUCCAACUGGAAUUCGACACCUCCAGCGCGUUGGAGUCGGGCUAGUGCUCUCAGUCAUCUCCAUGGCAGUUUCUGGAGUUGUGGAAACAUGGCGCAAAUCGGUGGCUAUUGAACACAACAUGGUUGACUCUACUGAGCCCCUGCCAAUGAGUUUCUUAUGGCUUGGUUUCCAAUUCGCCAUUUUUGGAGCAGCUGAUAUGUUCACAUUAGUUGGACUGCUAGAAUUUUUCUAUGCAGAGAGCUCGGCCGGAAUGAAAUCGCUGGGCACAGCUAUCUCAUGGUGUUCAGUGGCAUUUGGCUACUUCUUGAGCUCUGUGGUGGUGCAGGUGGUAAACAAAGUUACUGGUGGAUGGCUGGCUAGCGACAAUUUAAAUAGAGACAAGUUGAACUACUUUUACUGGCUAUUAGCAGGCAUCAGCACAGUGAAUUUUGGAGUUUACUUGACGUGUGCAUCUUGGUAUAGAUAUAAGGACAGGGGGGCACUGAAUCAAAUAGAAAACGGUGGUGAAGACGAUGCCAAGGGAAAAGUUCAAAUGGUAGAAAUUUAGAAAUACCAAGUCUCAUUUAAUUCAAAAAACCAAAGAAAAUAAGCAUUAGUCAUAUUUGUGUGAGGAAUGAUGAUUUCUUUCUAAUGUUGUCUUGUGCAUGUUGCCUUUGCUGAUGUAAUUAGUCUUUAAUUUGCACUGUGAUUGUACCUGUGUUUUGCCAAUAAAAACACAAAAAUCAUUUUAAAAAAAUGAUGUUUUUUUGUUGA
Messenger RNA from Populus nigra (black poplar), 2188 nucleotides. RefSeq names its product protein NRT1/ PTR FAMILY 4.5-like. The transcript has 6 exons. NCBI's taxonomy places the organism in Eukaryota, Viridiplantae, Streptophyta, Magnoliopsida, Malpighiales, Salicaceae. Gene Ontology annotation, molecular function: transmembrane transporter activity. Bases 240 to 1982 code for a protein of 580 amino acids. Gene Ontology annotation, biological process: transmembrane transport. Gene Ontology annotation, cellular component: membrane. The record is from RefSeq and is a predicted model, not a curated record.